CCCAAGCGGUUUCAAACGGCUUAGAGCAGGCCGCUUGGUUCUGACCCGGUGGAGGCGAGUGGUCGGUGGGCCUGCCCCACCCGCGAGGCCCUCGAGUGCAGGCAUCGCGCGCGCAGAGGAGCCCCUGAAUCCCGGGCGGCUGGGGGGCCUCCAGACGCGCGCCUCCCUUGCCCCACGAACCCGGCAGGAAAUACUCUGAAUUCUAAGGAAAACCUGGAAGCACAAUGGGAGAUGACAGUGAGUGGUUGAAACUGCCAGUUGAUCAGAAAUGUGAACACAAGCUGUGGAAAGCAAGGUUAAGUGGAUAUGAAGAGGCCCUGAAGAUCUUCCAGAAAAUAAAGGAUGAAAAGAGCCCAGAAUGGUCCAAAUUUUUAGGAUUGAUCAAAAAAUUUGUCACUGAUUCCAAUGCAGUGGUUCAAUUGAAAGGAUUAGAAGCUGCACUUGUUUACGUUGAAAAUGCCCAUGUAGCAGGAAAAACCACAGGAGAAGUUGUGUCAGGUGUUGUAAGUAAAGUGUUCAACCAACCUAAAGCCAAAGCCAAGGAGCUGGGCAUAGAGAUCUGUCUUAUGUACAUAGAGAUUGAGAAAGGAGAGGCUGUGCAAGAAGAGCUCCUGAAAGGCUUGGACAAUAAGAAUCCCAAGAUCAUAGUGGCCUGUAUAGAGACACUGAGGAAAGCCUUAAGUGAAUUUGGUUCCAAAAUCAUCUUGCUUAAGCCAAUUAUCAAAGUGUUGCCAAAACUCUUUGAGUCUCGAGAGAAGGCUGUUCGAGAUGAAGCCAAACUAAUUGCUGUGGAGAUUUACAGGUGGAUUCGGGAUGCUCUGAGACCCCCAUUACAAAAUAUAAACUCUGUUCAGUUGAAAGAACUAGAAGAAGAAUGGGUCAAACUGCCAACAAGUGCUCCUAGACCUACUCGAUUUCUUCGUUCCCAACAAGAACUGGAAGCUAAAUUGGAACAACAACAGUCUGCUGGUGGAGAUGCUGAAGGAGGUGGUGAUGAUGGUGAUGAAGUGCCACAAAUAGAUGCUUAUGAGCUUUUAGAAGCUGUAGAAAUCCUUUCCAAACUUCCCAAAGACUUUUAUGACAAAAUUGAGGCAAAAAAAUGGCAAGAGAGAAAAGAGGCCCUGGAGGCUGUAGAAGUACUAGUAAAAAACCCCAAACUGGAAGCUGGCGAUUAUGCAGAUUUAGUAAAAGCAUUAAAGAAGGUUGUUGGAAAGGACACCAAUGUCAUGUUGGUGGCUUUGGCAGCAAAAUGUCUUACUGGCCUGGCUGUUGGGCUAAGGAAGAAAUUUGGACAAUAUGCAGGACAUGUUGUGCCAACCAUCUUGGAGAAAUUCAAAGAGAAGAAACCUCAAGUGGUACAAGCCCUGCAGGAGGCGAUUGAUGCAAUCUUCCUUACUACCACACUACAGAACAUCAGUGAGGAUGUUUUAGCAGUAAUGGAUAAUAAAAAUCCAACCAUCAAGCAGCAGACAUCUCUUUUUAUUGCAAGAAGUUUCCGCCACUGCACUGCUUCUACCCUGCCAAAGAGCUUGCUAAAGCCCUUUUGUGCUGCACUACUUAAGCACAUCAAUGAUUCUGCUCCUGAAGUCAGAGAUGCCGCAUUUGAAGCAUUGGGUACUGCUUUGAAGGUGGUUGGUGAGAAAGCAGUAAACCCAUUCUUAGCUGAUGUGGACAAACUCAAGCUUGAUAAGAUCAAAGAAUGUUCAGAAAAGGUAGAACUGAUACAUGGUAAGAAAGCUGGACUAGCUGCUGAUAAGAAGGAAUGCAAACCUCUCCCUGGAAGGACUGCUGCUUCAGGGGCUGCAGGAGAUAAGGACACAAAGGACAUUUCCACACCCAAACCAGGACCUCUAAAAAAGGCACCUGCUGCCAAGGCUGGUGGGCCAUCGAAAAAGGGGAAACCAGCUGCACCAGGAGGCCCAGGGAAUACUGGAACCAAGAACAAGAAAGGACUGGAGACUAAAGAAAUAGUGGAGCCUGAGCUCUCGAUAGAAGUAUGUGAAGAAAAAGCUUCAGCCGUUCUUCCCCCUACCUGUAUACAGCUUCUUGACAGCAGUAACUGGAAAGAAAGGCUGGCUUGUAUGGAAGAGUUCCAGAAGGCUGUUGAGCUAAUGGACCGAGCUGAAAUGCCAUGCCAGGCAUUAGUGAGGAUGCUAGCCAAGAAACCUGGAUGGAAAGAAACUAAUUUUCAGGUGAUGCAAAUGAAGCUUCAUAUAGUUGCUUUGAUUGCCCAGAAGGGAAAUUUUUCCAAAACGUCAGCUCAGAUUGUAUUAGAUGGCCUUGUGGACAAGAUUGGAGAUGUGAAAUGUGGGAACAAUGCAAAAGAAGCUAUGACAGCAAUAGCUGAAGCCUGUAUGUUACCAUGGACUGCUGAACAGGUUGUGUCAAUGGCUUUCUCACAAAAGAAUCCCAAAAAUCAGUCAGAAACUCUGAAUUGGCUAUCAAAUGCCAUAAAAGAAUUUGGUUUUUCUGGGUUGAAUGUCAAAGCUUUCAUUAGCAAUGUGAAGACAGCUCUUGCUGCAACAAACCCAGCUGUGAGGACUGCUGCCAUAACCCUGCUUGGCGUGAUGUAUCUGUAUGUUGGUCCCUCUUUGCGAAUGUUCUUUGAGGAUGAGAAGCCUGCCCUCCUAUCCCAGAUAGAUGCAGAAUUUGAGAAGAUGCAGGGACAAAGUCCACCUGCUCCAACCAGAGGAAUUUCCAAACAUAGCACAAGUGGUACAGAUGAAGGAGAAGAUGGAGAUGAACCAGAUGACGGGAGCAAUGAUGUCGUUGAUCUUUUGCCGAGGACGGAGAUCAGUGAUAAAAUCACUUCAGAGUUGGUAUCUAAGAUUGGUGAUAAGAAUUGGAAGAUUAGGAAAGAAGGCCUAGAUGAAGUGGCAGGUAUUAUUAAUGAAGCAAAAUUUAUCCAACCGAAUAUAGGUGAACUUCCAACUGCCUUGAAGGGUCGACUCAAUGAUUCAAAUAAAAUCUUGGUACAGCAAACGUUGAAUAUCCUGCAACAACUGGCAGUAGCCAUGGGCCCAAAUAUUAAGCAACAUGUAAAAAAUUUAGGCAUCCCUAUCAUCACAGUCCUUGGAGACAGCAAGAACAAUGUUCGAGCUGCUGCCCUAGCGACUGUGAAUGCUUGGGCAGAACAGACUGGCAUGAAGGAAUGGCUGGAAGGAGAAGAUCUUUCUGAAGAGCUCAAAAAGGAAAAUCCUUUCUUGAGGCAAGAGCUUCUGGGCUGGCUGGCUGAGAAACUACCUACUCUUCGUUCCACUCCUACAGACCUUAUCCUUUGUGUUCCUCAUCUCUACUCCUGCCUAGAAGAUCGAAAUGGAGAUGUGCGAAAGAAGGCCCAAGAUGCUUUGCCAUUCUUCAUGAUGCAUUUAGGAUAUGAAAAAAUGGCCAAGGCUACUGGGAAACUAAAGCCAACUUCUAAAGAUCAGGUAUUGGCCAUGCUAGAGAAAGCCAAAGCUAACAUGCCAGCCAAGCCUGCUCCACCCACUAAAGCAACUUCUAAACCAAUGGGAGGGUCCGCUCCAGCCAAAUUCCAGCCUGCAUCAGCACCUGCCGAAGAUUCUAUUUCCAGCAGUACAGAACCCAAACCUGAUCCAAAAAAGGCCAAAGCUCCAGGAUUAUCCUCUAAAGCAAAGAGUGCACAAGGGAAGAAGGUGCCAAGCAAAACCAGCUUAAAGGAGGAUGAAGACAAAUCUGGGCCUAUUUUUAUUGUUGUUCCAAAUGGAAAAGAGCAAAGGAUGAAAGAUGAAAAAGGAUUGAAGGUGCUAAAGUGGAAUUUUACUACCCCACGGGAUGAAUACAUUGAGCAACUAAAGACUCAAAUGUCUAGCUGUGUGGCUAAAUGGUUACAAGAUGAGAUGUUUCACUCCGACUUUCAGCAUCAUAACAAAGCCCUGGCUGUUAUGGUUGAUCACCUGGAGAGUGAAAAAGAAGGUGUUAUUGGUUGCCUGGAUCUUAUCUUAAAGUGGCUUACCCUGAGGUUUUUUGACACCAAUACAAGCGUCCUGAUGAAAGCACUAGAAUAUUUAAAAUUGCUCUUCACCUUGCUAAGUGAGGAAGAAUAUCAUCUUACUGAGAAUGAAGCAUCUUCCUUCAUCCCCUAUCUUGUCGUCAAGGUUGGAGAACCAAAGGAUGUCAUUCGUAAAGAUGUUCGUGCCAUCCUGAACCGGAUGUGCCUUGUCUACCCAGCUAGCAAGAUGUUUCCCUUUAUCAUGGAAGGAACCAAAUCCAAAAACUCUAAGCAGAGAGCAGAGUGCCUGGAAGAGCUGGGAUGUCUGGUUGAGUCCUAUGGCAUGAAUGUUUGCCAACCAACCCCAGGAAAAGCCUUAAAGGAAAUAGCUGUUCACAUAGGAGACCGUGACAAUGCUGUACGCAAUGCUGCACUCAACACCAUUGUAACGGUGUACAAUGUACAUGGGGAUCAGGUGUUCAAACUGAUUGGAAAUCUUUCUGAAAAGGAUAUGAGCAUGCUUGAGGAGAGGAUUAAGCGGUCAGCAAAGAGACCCUCUGCUGCACCAAUAAAACAGGUGGAAGAGAAACCUCAGCGUGCACAGAACAUAAGCUCCAAUGCCAACAUGUUACGCAAGGGACCAGCUGAGGACAUGUCUUCCAAACUCAAAAUUAUGUAUCGCACUUAUAGGAUCCAAGCCCGAAGCAUGAGUGGGCAUCCUGAGGCAGCCCAGAUGGUCCGCCGAGAAUUCCAGCUGGAUCUAGAUGAGAUUGAGAAUGACAGUGGUACAGUCCGAUGUGAAAUGCCAGAACUUGUUCAGCACAAACUGGAUGACAUUUUUGAGCCAGUCCUUAUUCCUGAACCCAAGAUCCGGGCUGUUUCUCCACAUUUCGAUGACAUGCACAGUAAUACAGCAUCCACAAUCAAUUUCAUUAUCUCCCAAGUAGCCAGUGGUGACAUCAACACAAGUAUCCAAGCUCUGACACAGAUCGAUGAGGUCCUGAGACAGGAAGACAAAGCUGAAGCCAUGUCUGGCCAUAUUGAUCAGUUUCUUAUAGCCACGUUUAUGCAGCUAAGACUCAUCUACAACACACACAUGGCAGAUGAGAAAUUGGAGAAGGAUGAGAUCAUCAAGUUGUAUAGCUGUAUCAUUGGCAACAUGAUUUCGCUGUUUCAGAUAGAGAGCCUUGCCCGGGAGGCCUCCACUGGAGUACUAAAAGACCUAAUGCAUGGCCUCAUCACCUUAAUGCUGGAUUCUCGGAUUGAAGAUCUUGAGGAAGGACAACAGGUCAUCCGCUCUGUGAACCUCUUGGUGGUGAAGGUUCUGGAGAAGUCAGACCAGACCAACAUCCUGAGUGCCCUACUUGUUUUGCUCCAAGACAGCCUGCUAGCAACAGCCAGUUCUCCCAAAUUCUCAGAGCUUGUUAUGAAGUGUCUCUGGAGAAUGGUUCGACUGUUGCCUGAUACCAUCAAUAGUAUUAACCUAGACAGAAUUCUUCUGGAUAUCCACAUUUUCAUGAAGGUGUUCCCCAAAGAGAAACUGAAGCAAUGCAAAAGUGAAUUUCCCAUAAGGACCCUAAAGACCCUGCUACACACCUUAUGCAAAUUAAAAGGGCCCAAGAUCCUGGACCACCUAACGAUGAUCGACAACAAAAACGAGUCUGAGCUGGAGGCCCAUCUCUGCCGGAUGAUGAAGCACAGUAUGGACCAGACUGGGAGCAAGUCUGAUAAGGAAACAGAAAAGGGAGCGUCUCGAAUAGAUGAAAAAUCAUCAAAGGCCAAAGUGAAUGAUUUCUUAGCUGAGAUUUUUAAGAAGAUUGGCUCUAAAGAAAACACUAAAGAGGGACUAGCAGAGUUAUAUGAAUAUAAGAAGAAAUACUCAGAUGCUGACAUUGAACCAUUUUUGAAAAAUUCCUCACAGUUCUUCCAGAGCUAUGUUGAAAGAGGCCUUCGGGUGAUUGAGAUGGAGAGGGAGGGCAAAGGUCGUAUUUCCACUUCAACAGGCAUCUCCCCUCAGAUGGAGGUCACAUGUGUGCCCACACCCACAAGCACAGUGUCCUCCAUAGGUAACACAAAUGGGGAGGAAGUGGGGCCAUCAGUCUACUUGGAAAGGCUAAAGAUCCUCCGACAGCGAUGUGGUCUGGACAACACAAAGCAAGAUGACCGACCUCCUCUGACCUCUUUGCUCUCCAAACCAGCAGUUCCUACCGUCGCCUCUUCCACAGACAUGCUCCACAGCAAACUCUCUCAGCUCCGGGAGUCACGGGAGCAGCACCAGCAUUCAGACCUGGAUUCUAACCAGACUCACUCUUCAGGAACUGUGACCUCCUCCUCCACAGCUAACAUAGAUGACUUGAAAAAAAGACUGGAGAGAAUAAAGAGCAGUCGCAAAUGAAGCUGCCCCACUCCCCUGGCACCCUGCAGCUUUAGUUUACUAAACUAGAAGUCCUCAUAGUUUAAAAUGGCCUCAGCAGGCCUAGUGUAUACAAACUGGUUGUAUGUAUCAUGCCGUGGAGCUGGGGGGAGUCGUUGUGGCACAAGUAUUUGUACAUACUCUGCUUCUCUCCGUCAGCGUCCCGCUGCUCUAGAAGACUGUCCGUGGAUGAGUUUAGUGUACAGACUUGUAAACAAACAGCUGCCCCCCCCUCUGCUCAGUCUAGUUCCCAGAUCCUUUUCUUUCUAAUUGCUCAUUUGUAAAAUUGUCCUAAUCUUUCCUAGCUUUUUAAUAGUUAUUAGAAACUCUUUAAUAGUUUUCCUUUCAGUUUAUGAGCUCUUCUCUGUCGCCCUGAAGGGUCACUGUAUUCUGUAUGAAUGCAUGGCAUGAUACAACUAAUUUAAGAGUCUUUUAUAAAUAAAGUUUGCAUUAACUAUACCUGA
This is a messenger RNA of Nomascus leucogenys (northern white-cheeked gibbon), 6826 nucleotides long. NCBI's taxonomy places the organism in Eukaryota, Metazoa, Chordata, Mammalia, Primates, Hylobatidae. The record is from RefSeq and is a predicted model, not a curated record.